UUUGGUUUAGAUACAAGCUUACUUGUUAACUUUUAACUGCAUUGGUUUCUCUUAUCUGUAGCAUGGAAAGCUUGGUAUUUCGUGCCCAAACUGCCCAAAGGAAAGUAAGUGUGUGGAGACUGUUUUCAGUACGGCAUAUUGAGAAGGAAGCAGAAGGCAUUUUGAACCAUAUGCAUGGAAUUGGUCUCGUCAGUAAGGACUUUGUGACUCAUAAUGGGGUGAUGCUUUCUCGCAGCCAAAGACCACGGCGUGCUUUCACUGAACGCAUGAAGGAUUACAUGCAGGGGAUAUCAGGGCGUCUUGGUGAAGUAAUUAAGCAUUUAGAUGGUGUAACAUUACAUGUUCAAGAUGAAGAUGUCAACUUUAAUGCUGUGGCCAAUUCUGUCAUUGACUUGAGAGAAGUUUGUGAUGCCUUCGGUGCUGUAGGGAUGGCACUCCACUGCAGUGAACUGUUGGUAACUAUUCGACAAGGAGGAGUAGCGAGGAGCAAUGACAUAUUGCAAAGGCUUCGGGAGGAGACAAACAAGUUGUUUCUGCACUUAGAAGUACUUAUUCAGUAUGAUGAGAUGAUUUUCGAGUCUUUUCUGAAGGAGGGGGUUGAAGACGCGCUUUUUUUGGCUGCUCUGUUUGGAGGAUUUUGUCUUCACUAUUGGGGUGGUGGAAGGUGGAUGGUUUGAUGCUUAGGUGAUUGGAUGAGGCCAUAAGAUAUAAUACUCCUGUUUUGGACAUAUGAUUCGGUUGGGUGAGAUUGGAUGAGGCCAUAGAGACCAUCUGUCGGACAUAUAUUAUUAGUGUUGUAUAAAAUACUACCACUAUUGGAUGUUAAAUGCAUGAUAUGAUUAGGUUGAUUAAUCUUGUUUACGGCCAAUUACACGCUGCUUCUUCCUUAUGUGCAACCCAGACGUGGUGCCCUUCUUCUAACUCUUUGCAAGCAUCCAUCUUUCUGUGCCAACUAGUUGCUCUUUUCUCUUGUAUUUUAAUCUAUCUUAGUUGUUAAAAAGGUUCCUGUAUGGAUGUCAAUGAUAAAAGCAGUUUGUAAAUUUGACAUUUAAUUUUAAGGAAUUAAACUGAUCAUGCAUGAUUGUCCAGUUUUCCAGCUUUUUAUGGUUUAUUUUUGAGGAAUAAAGUAUGCACUAUCCC
Messenger RNA from Rubroshorea leprosula, 1140 nucleotides. The record is from the annotation of a GenBank genome assembly. NCBI's taxonomy places the organism in Eukaryota, Viridiplantae, Streptophyta, Magnoliopsida, Malvales, Dipterocarpaceae.